Molecule: messenger RNA, 3379 nt
Organism: Drosophila novamexicana
Lineage: Eukaryota; Metazoa; Arthropoda; Insecta; Diptera; Drosophilidae
Product: probable multidrug resistance-associated protein lethal(2)03659
Biological process (GO): transmembrane transport
Cellular component (GO): membrane
Molecular function (GO): ATP binding; ATP hydrolysis activity; ABC-type transporter activity
Source: RefSeq, a predicted model, not a curated record
GGGACAACUGCUGACCGCGGAGAAGGCUUUUGCCAUUACCGCCUACUAUAAUAUUCUGCGCAAUACAAUGACCAUCUAUUUUCCCAUGGGCAUCUCGCAGUUCGCCGAGCUGCUCGUUUCCAUAGGCCGCAUACAAAAGUUUAUGAUGCACGAGGAGACCAAAGUGCGCGACAAGUCCAACGAUCUGAAUGAACAAAAGCUGGGCAAUAAACCGCUAGCCAGCCUGGUAGAGGAGCCAGCGGCGACAGUCACCGGUGUGCUGAAGGCAAGCAGUCGCCGGCCCAGCGAGGCUGAGAGCAGCGUAGUCAUCAGCAAGAUGAAGGCCAAGUGGGACUCAAAGUCGACCGAGUACACGCUAGACAAUCUGAGCCUCACGUUCAAGCCGCGGCAGCUAGUGGCUGUCAUUGGACCCGUCGGUGCCGGCAAAUCCAGUUUGAUACAGACCAUUCUCGGGGAGUUGCCGCCCGAAUCGGGCACCGUAAAAGUGAACGGCACCCUGUCGUAUGCAUCGCAGGAGCCGUGGCUCUUCACUGGCACAGUUCGUCAGAAUAUACUGUUUGGUCUGCCCAUGGACAAGAGCCGCUAUCGUCAGGUGGUGAAAAAGUGCGCGCUCGAGCGCGAUUUUGAGCUGCUGCCGUACGGAGACAAGACAAUUGUGGGCGAGCGUGGCGCCUCCUUAUCGGGUGGCCAGAAGGCACGCAUCAGUCUGGCGCGUGCCGUGUACCGCAAGGCAGAUAUCUAUCUGCUGGAUGACCCGCUCAGCGCUGUGGACACCCAUGUGGGCCGUCAUCUAUUCGAUCAAUGCAUGCGUGGCUAUCUGCGGGAUAACAUUGUACUCCUGGUUACGCAUCAGCUGCAAUUCUUGGAGCAGGCCGAUCUUAUAGUCAUCCUGGACAAGGGCAAGAUCAGUGCCAAGGGUACCUAUGAGUCCAUGUGCAAGAGUGGUCUAGACUUUGCCCAAAUGUUAACCGAUCCCAGCAAGAAAGAUGAGAGCGCCGGCGAUGCGCCCGACAAACGAAAAUUAUCGCAGAUCAGCAAGCGCAGUCGCGCGAACAGUGUCUCAUCCAUGGAAUCUGGCGCCGAAUCUGUGGUCAUGGAGUCACCCAUGCAGACCCAGGAGAACCGCACCGAGGGACGCAUUGGCAUGGGUCUCUAUAAGAAAUACUUUGCUGCCAACGGUUACUUUCUGUUCAUUGUGUUUGCUUUCUUUUGCAUUGGCGCCCAGGUGUUGGGCUCUGGCGGCGACAUGUUCCUGUCCUACUGGGUAAACAAGAAUGGGGAAACGAAUACGGAUACCUUUAUUCACGUCUGCGUCGCUCCUUUAUCCCUGGUGCGCAGUGUGCUCUUCUUUUAUCUGGCCUCCAAGAGCUCCACGACGCUGCAUAACAGAAUGUUCCAGGGUGUGACACGUGCGGCGAUGCAUUUCUUCAAUACAAACCCAUCGGGUCGCAUAUUGAAUCGGUUCUCCAAGGAUCUGGGUCAGGUGGAUGAGAUAUUGCCAUCGGUCAUGAUGGAUGUCAUGCAGAUAUUCCUCUGCAUUCUGGGCAUUAUUGUUGUGCUGUGCAUUGUGAAUGUCUGGUAUCUGUUGGUGACGUUUAUACUGGUCGUUAUCUUCUAUCUGCUGCGCGCCUUCUAUCUGACCACGUCCAGAGAUGUUAAGAGAUUGGAGGCGAUAACUCGCUCGCCCAUCUACUCGCAUUUGAGCGCCUCGCUGAAUGGUCUGGCCACGAUACGCGCUUUUGGCGCACAGAAGGAGCUCAUUGCGGAGUUUGAUAAUUUCCAAGAUUUGCACAGCUCUGGAUUUUAUAUGUUCCUGGCGACAAGUCGUGCCUUUGGCUACUGGCUGGAUUUGGUUUGCGUGCUUUAUAUUGCCAUAAUUACACUCAGCUUUUUCCUUUUCUCGCCAGAAAAUGGCGGCGACGUUGGCUUGGCUAUAACACAGGCCAUGGGCAUGACGGGCAUGGUGCAAUGGGGCAUGCGUCAGUCCGCUGAGUUGGAGAACACCAUGACUUCGGUGGAACGCGUCGUUGAAUAUGAGGAUCUGGAGCCGGAGGGCGACUUCGAGUCCAAGCCGAACAAGAAGCCACCCAAGGAUUGGCCCGAUGAGGGUAAAAUUAAAUUCGAAGAUCUGAGCUUGCGUUACUUCCCCGACAAGGAUGCGGACUAUGUGCUGCGCUCGCUGAACAUUGCCAUCGAUGCCUGCGAAAAGGUUGGCAUCGUUGGACGCACUGGCGCCGGCAAAUCGUCGCUGAUCAAUGCACUGUUCCGACUGUCCUACAACGAAGGCUCCAUUCUAAUCGAUCGCCGUGACACCAAUGAACUGGGCCUGCACGAUUUGCGCAGCAAGAUUUCCAUUAUACCACAGGAGCCGGUGCUGUUCUCCGGCACCAUGCGUUACAAUCUGGAUCCGUUUGACGAAUACUCCGACGCGAAACUCUGGGAGUCACUGGAGGAGGUCAAGCUGAAGAAGGUGGUGGCCGACCUGCCCAGCGGACUGAUGAGCAAAAUUUCCGAGGGUGGCACCAACUUCAGCGUGGGUCAGCGCCAGCUGGUGUGCCUCGCGCGUGCUAUUCUGCGCGAAAAUCGCAUUCUGGUCAUGGACGAGGCCACGGCCAAUGUGGAUCCACAGACAGAUGCCCUCAUACAGAACACGAUUAGGAGCAAGUUCAAGGAUUGCACAGUGCUGACAAUUGCGCAUCGUCUACACACGGUCAUGGACUCGGAUAAGGUUUUGGUUAUGGAUGCCGGACGUGCCGUUGAGUUUGCAUCGCCCUUCGAGCUGCUCACCGUCAGCGAGAAAAAGGUAUUCCACAGCAUGGUCAAACAGACGGGCGACGCCACAUUUGAUGCGCUGCUCAAGGUUGCACAAAAGGCGCAUGAGGAUAAUUUGCGCGCGAAAAAAGAUUCUUGACAUUUCGCUGUGCCGAAGGCUUUUAAAGACUACAUACUUAAGAUACUGGAACCAAUUACGAACCACCCGGCUGCCAAUGCGCGCAUACAAAAGACCUUUCUGUUUGCGGAGGCUUCCAAACAGAAACUAUUGGGGUAGCCCAAGAAUAAGUAAUGCAAAAACACACAACAAAAUAAAAACAAUUAAACAAUUAUAGUUAAGCAAACAAUUUUUGUAACACGCAGAUGUACAAAUCAAAUAUCACUAAAUGUUAGUUGAAUUGAUUAUAGAACUAUAGUACGAAAUGUAUGACAAUAAGCUCUGGUUUGAGCAUGUAAAUCAAAUUGAUAAAAACGAAAAAAAGGGAAAGUUCUAGCUCAACCGCGCAAAAUGUACCUUGAAAGGGUCUCAUUGAAAAAUGAUUAAAAUGUGUUCCAUAUCGACAAUAACAAUGACAAAAUCAAACAAAAAAGAAUUACUAUAAACUGU